AUGGGUUUCCGCACUCCCGAACAGCUCUCGGCGCAGGACCCGGAGGCCUACCGAGACCCCGAGACGUACGGCCGCAGCGAGGACUUUGAGCCUCUCCUGAGCGAGAAGCCGUAUCGACGCCAGAUCUCCAGCUGGGGCGACCUGCUCACGCUGCGAAAGACGCCGGCCCAAUUCUCGCAACCCACGGCAUCCAGGGGCGGCGUGCUCGGGCUGCCAGGCCUCCUCCUUCGUCUCGCGUUUCACCAUUUUUUCUCUGUCUUCAGCUUCGUCGUUCCUUCUUUCCUCGUCUCGUUGAUCUCGCAUUUACGCAAUGGGUCCUCGUCUUCCGCGCAGUCAAAUCCCAAGAAACCGCUCCACCCCACAGCCUAUCUUGACGGCCUCCGUGGCGUCGCCGCCUUCGUGGUUUACAUCUUCCACUGGUCGUAUCUAUGGUUCCCCUUCCUCCGGAAUGGCUGGUACUAUUCCGAGGAGGAUCCCGAGUGUAAAUACUGGAUCCAGAUGCCCAUCAUCCGCGCCGUGCACUCGGGCCGCGCCAGCGUCACCAUCUUCUUCAUCAUUUCCGGAUACGUCAUCACCAUCAAGACGCUCUCUCUGAUCUACGCCUCGCGGCGGCAGCAACAGCAGCAGCAGGGCCAGGGCCAGUCCCCGGGCCCCAGCAACCCCAGCACCAGCGAGGCCAAGGUCCUGGACGCGCUGGCGGGCAGUCUGUUCCGCCGGCCAUUCCGGCUGUACCUGCCCAUCAUCGCGUCGACACUCUUAGUCAUCGUUUGCAUCCGAUACAACCUCUUCGUCAUGGACCCGAUGGGCGGCGGGCAGAUGCCGCACGCCGGCAACUUGAGCGAGCAGCUGCAGCACUGGUGGGAGAACCUUGUCUUCACGGUGAACCCGUUCCGCAACAUCAACGGUCGUCACAAUAUCUAUGGCAACCCGUACGACGGCCACCUGUGGACCAUCCCCAUCGAGUUCAAGGGCUCCCUCAUGGUGUUCACGUUCCUGCUUGCGUUCGCCCGCGCCAAGCGCUGGAUACACAUAGCCUUUGUCGCUGGCUGUACGUGGUGGUUGGUGGAGCUCGGGGACAUCGACCAGGCGCUCUUCAACGUCGGGCUGCUGCUCGCCGAGCUGUCCCUCAUCUGCCCGACCGACAAUCGUGUCAGCAGGUCAAGGGAGCCUUCGCCCCAUGAAAAUGGACACGAGAACGGGACCACCAUGGCCAAGACUCCCAAGCCGCGCCGUUCCUUCGUCCUGCUCCGCCAUGGAGUUACCCUCGUUCUGUUCGUCGUGGCAUUGCACCUCUUCAGCUACCCCGAGCAGCACGGGACUGAUUCCCCAGGCUACAAGACGCUGUUCACGUGGUUGCCCGAGUACUACCGGGGCGAGAACGACAACCAGCAGCUGUUCUGGCUCGCGGUAGGGUCGGUGCUGUUCAUGCUGGCACUGAUGUACUCGCCGGCCACGACACGGUCGUUCAACAUCUUCACGCCCGCGGUGUACUGCGUGCGGCGCGUGCUGCAGGCGUGCACGAGCCGGCUGCGGCCGCGGGCACAGAAGCGCAGCGAGGGCAUCAUGCUGCCGCACAGCGGGCCGUCGUCGCCGGCGCUGCCGGGCGACGUGCCGCCGCUGAGCCUGGACGCCCCGGCGUCGGAGCCGCUCCUGCAGAAGCCCUUCACCACCGCCUUCGCCCAGUACCUCGGCCAGGUCUCGUACUCGCUGUACCUGGCGCACGGCACCGUCAACCACACCGUCGGGACCCGGUACAUCAUACCGGCGCUCGGCGCGUGGUCCAGCGCGCAGCAGCAGGCGGAGCAGAUGCGCGAGGGCGGCGAUGGCGACGGCGCCGAUGCGUUGCUGCGGAGCGCGUGGUCCACGUAUAUGCUCAUGGCGCUCUGGGGCUCCAUCGUCAACACGUUCGUUCUGUUCUGGGUCAGCGACAUGUUCUGGAGGGGUGUCGAUGUCAAGUGUGUCACGCUCACCAGGUGGAUAGGCCAGAAAGCUUGGAGUAGUUGA
This is a messenger RNA of Neoarthrinium moseri, 2004 nucleotides long. RefSeq lists its product as uncharacterized. The transcript has a single exon. Gene Ontology annotation, cellular component: membrane. Gene Ontology annotation, molecular function: acyltransferase activity, transferring groups other than amino-acyl groups. NCBI's taxonomy places the organism in Eukaryota, Fungi, Ascomycota, Sordariomycetes, Amphisphaeriales, Apiosporaceae. The coding region runs from base 1 to 2004 and encodes 667 amino acids. The record is from RefSeq and is a predicted model, not a curated record. Gene Ontology annotation, biological process: polysaccharide biosynthetic process.